AUGGCCACGGAUGAGAUUCCCCAGACUGCCGUCCCGGGCAAGACACUAGGCCCGACCUCCCGCUACGCCGCCGGUCCCGGCACGCACAUCUACAACGGCAAUGUAGUCGCCUCGCUCCUCGGUGAAGUGACGGUGACGCCCUCAGCUAAGGCGCCGACGGGACCGGUGAAGCGGCUCACACGCAUCACGGCGCCGUCCGCAGAUGAGCUGCCGACACUGUCUGUAACACCACGUCAGGCGCAGGGCAACGGCGGCAAGAAGCGUGAGGUGCUUCCAGAUGUGGGCAACGUGGUGCUGUGUCGCGUGGUGCGGCUGAUGCCGAAGCAGGCCAUCGUGACGAUUCAGCAAGUCGGUGACACGGUGCUUCAGACGGAGUGGCAGGGCGUCAUCCGUUCCCAAGACGUGAGGGCAACGGAGAAGGAUAAGGUCAAGAUUUACGAGAGCUUCAAGCCUGGCGAUGUGGUGCGGGCGCAGGUGAUUUCUUUGGGAGAUCAGGCGAACUACUAUCUCUCUACGGCAAGCAAUGAACUAGGCGUCAUCAUGGCUACUAGCGAGGCCGGCAACGACAUGGUGCCGGUCAGCUGGAAGGAGUACAAGGACCCGGAGACAGGUAUCGGAGAGCCGCGCAAGGUGGCCAAGCCGAACUGA
Messenger RNA from Colletotrichum truncatum, 648 nucleotides. Its product is annotated as exosomal core protein csl4. Gene Ontology annotation, cellular component: nuclear exosome (RNase complex); cytoplasm. Lineage: Eukaryota; Fungi; Ascomycota; Sordariomycetes; Glomerellales; Glomerellaceae. Gene Ontology annotation, biological process: RNA processing. The record is from RefSeq and is a predicted model, not a curated record. Gene Ontology annotation, molecular function: RNA binding.